Olea europaea var. sylvestris is the source of this 866-nucleotide messenger RNA. RefSeq names its product DNA-directed RNA polymerase III subunit RPC10-like. Gene Ontology annotation, molecular function: DNA-directed RNA polymerase activity; zinc ion binding; nucleic acid binding. Gene Ontology annotation, biological process: termination of RNA polymerase III transcription; DNA-templated transcription. Gene Ontology annotation, cellular component: RNA polymerase III complex. The coding region runs from base 316 to 651 and encodes 111 amino acids. NCBI's taxonomy places the organism in Eukaryota, Viridiplantae, Streptophyta, Magnoliopsida, Lamiales, Oleaceae. The record is from RefSeq and is a predicted model, not a curated record. The transcript is spliced from 3 exons.
UCAUGUCCUUAUUUUCCUGCUUUCAAAUUUAUGUCUGCAAGAUGUUUGUUAAAAUUCCGGUUUGGCUAAUAAGUCUCAAACGUUCGCAAACUGUCCUGAUCUGAUUGAAAUAUGAAGUGUGGGUUAAAUUAUAUUCCUUGUGAAGUGCUUGUUUUAUGGUUAAUUAGAUUUUUAUGGGCUUUAAUUCUUAUUACUCCACCAUGUUGCUAUUACAAUUGCUCAAUAAAUAAUUUAAGUUGCAAUUUUUUUUUUUCUUUCAUUUGAUGGAUUCUUCCUAACUAGGAAUUAUUGAUUAGCUCGUGAGCUAGAGCGGAAAUGGAAUUUUGCCCGACUUGUGGGAAUAUGCUACUGUAUGAGCUACCUAAUACCGGGCACUCUGCCAGAUUUUUCUGUCCAACAUGUCCAUAUGUGUGUCAGAUAGAAAAGAGGGUAAAGAUAAAGAGACAUAUGCGCUUGGUUAAGAAAGCAGUAGAUCCCAUCUUUUCUGAAAAUGAUCAGCAGAAUUUACCCACAACUGAUACAACAUGUCCUGCAUGCAACUAUGGGAAAGCUGCUUUCUACCAAGUGCAGAUUCGGUCGGCAGAUGAACCAAUGACAACAUUUUACAUAUGCAAGAGGGAGACUUGCCGAAAUCAUUGGCGUGAGGAUUAGAUAUUUUCCUUUGCUUGCAUAUAGGUUCUUGGUUCAAUUUGAUUUAUUUGGUUUGGUUCUAUGAAAAUUUGUUCGAAUAAACCUUUUGCUAUGUAAUCUGGUAUAGACCAGUUCGUUUAAAUUCAUCAGUUGUCCGAAUACUAUUAGAGAGAGAACGAUUUGUUUCUUGAAUUAUGAAUAAAAUACUACAGGAGCACACUAACCAUUUACAUUCU